CAGCGUGACCUUGGUUUUGGGUGUGACCUAUGCAUGGGUCGUUCGACAUAUGAAGUGCUUCAAUAAGCGUCAUUUAAAGCCAGGUUUUUCUUACUCAAGAUUGUGUUUCCUUAUCACUGAUGAAAGAAGAUUCUAGUAGUCUUCGAGAAAGGGUUCUCAAUUUAUUCAAGUCAUCACGAGGAGUUCUUACACAAAAACAUUUUGAAAAGGAAUUUUCCGACGUAUCGCUCACUACCAUCCUACCCAUCCUAAAUGCAUUACAGAAGGAGGGGAUGUUGGAUGUUUUGGUUAAUGCCGAUAGGACCCUGUCAUGGCAACUUAGAGAUCAAAAUUCGGCUGAGAAGUUAAAAAGCCUAUCGGAUCUAGAAGAACAUUUAGUUUACAAUGCUAUACGUAACGCCGGUGAAGACGCUGCAUCACUGAAGCAAAUUAGUUCAGAAACCAAACUACCCCAGAAUCGCAUACCUAGAAUACUAAAAUCACUCAUUUCUAAGAAGAUGAUCAAAGAAGUACCUAUGGCUAUUGGUCACAAGCAGAAAGUUUAUUUGCUGAUGGAAUUAGAACCCAGUGAAAAGUUAGCAGCAAAUACCCUGUUCGCUGGCGAAUCCGGUGUAGAUGCAGAGUUCAUUUCUAUUUUAAGAACAGCCUGCCUAAAGUAUCUUCAGGAUAAGGCAAAUUCAGCUUCCCAUAUUGCUGAUCCAUUAGAGCGUCGGCAAGCUUCAUAUGUAUCUUGCGAAGAAAUUCAUCGGUUUAUCACUAACACGAAAAUUUGCACUGUAGCUAUGACUGUUCAGGAUGUCCAAUGUGUUCUAGAGGUUUUGAAGUUCGGGGGCGAGUUGGAAACACGUAUCACUUCUGAAACAUCUGAACAAAGUACUAGUUUUGGAAUACUUUAUCGACUAGCUACACAAACACCCUGUGUUGCAAAUUUAGCCAAUAUCCCUUGUACAAUAUGCCUAUGUCGAAAAGACUGUCGUCCGGAUGGUCCAAUCAACCCUCAAUCAUGUAAACUUUUUCAAGAAUUUCUGGAGUUCUGAUAAAGACUUUAUACUAAUCGGCUCUAUGCAUUUUUAAAACACUAUAUAUAUAUAUAUAUAUAUAUAUAUUCACCUCUUGUUAACAAGAUUUAUUGUUGGUCUUUCACAUUUCCUUUUACUAUUGUUCUGGCGACUAGUAAUAUUAUUUUUAUUAUUAUCUAGUCUCUUUAUUGAGUUCUUGCUGUUUAAAAUUUCAUAAAAAAUGAUAUGGAUACAUCGUUCCAACAUGUUCCGAGUAUGAUUUCCACAAUAAACUAAUUGGUUAACGAAUUCCCUUAAUUUUUUACGUUCAGAAAUCACUUGCAUCUAACUGUUGGUAUUUUCAGUGCAUUUGCCAAAAAGACUGAUCAAUUGCAAUCUUAAACAUCAAUGGGAAGAUUCAAAUAACCAAUACGAAUAAAAUGAUAAAACAAUUAGUUAAUUAAAUAAUUCAUGAAUGAUAAAUACGGUAAAUAUUUUCACUUUGUAAAAUGUAUAAACAUGUAAUAAUCAAUAAAAAUCUUUCAAUUAUUAGUUUCUUCCUUGUCGUCACUUGUAUCGUCCAUGUUUCCAUAUCUUUUCGCAGACAUUUCACGUUCAUCUUGUUCUAGUGUCAUAUGUUGUGGUUUUUUGACUUCUAUUUUUCGUUUUUGCAAAUAUAAUUUCUUUAGUAAACCAUAGGAUGAUUUUAUAAACACCGAAAAUAAUAAAAUCCAAAAUAUAACAAUCGUAACACAAAG
Schistosoma turkestanicum is the source of this 1756-nucleotide messenger RNA. NCBI's taxonomy places the organism in Eukaryota, Metazoa, Platyhelminthes, Trematoda, Strigeidida, Schistosomatidae. The record is from the annotation of a GenBank genome assembly.